Pantherophis guttatus is the source of this 6841-nucleotide messenger RNA. It is a transcript of the gene CRACR2A, whose product is annotated as calcium release activated channel regulator 2A. Gene Ontology annotation, molecular function: GTP binding; calcium ion binding; GTPase activity. NCBI's taxonomy places the organism in Eukaryota, Metazoa, Chordata, Lepidosauria, Squamata, Colubridae. The record is from RefSeq and is a predicted model, not a curated record.
AGUCCUCUUCUGUGCUCUUCCUUCUUCCUUUUCAGUGUCCGUACGCUCAGGUAGACCAAAAGAUCAGGCUUCAAACUGCAGUUUGACUGCAGGAGCCACCAGCCAAUACGAGACAGAGAGAGCUCGUGGGCUUCGUUUUGAGACUUAACGAAAUGGCAACUUCAUGAAAACCUGUGAAGAUGGACAGACAGAAAAGGGGUGUGGCUCAGCCACAGGAAGAUCCAGAAAGCAGCACAGGAGAAGGUGACUUGGGAAGCCAACUGGAUGUUUUAGCCAAAGCGCACGAAUUCUUCCGGAUCUGCGAUGUAGAAGGGAAGGGGUUUAUUGCUCGCCAUGACAUGCAGAGGCUCCAUGGUGAGUCGCCGCUUGUCCCCGAAGAGCUGGAGAAAGUAUUUGACACUCUGGAUGCAGAUGGCAAUGGCUUUCUUACUCUAGAAGAAUUCACCACCGGAUUCAGCCAGUUUUUGUCUGGGAGGAAGGAAUCUUUUGCUGAGGUCUGUGAAACUGGCUUUCGUCCUAAAUCGAAAGAAAGCAUCGCAGCACGAAAUGAAGAAGACGACCAGUUUUCAAAUCUCAUGGAACAACUCGGAGCCGGGAAUAUCUUGAAGGAUGAAGACAACGUGAAGAAGCUCUGGCUGCACCUGAAGAAACAUGUGCCUCACCUACUUUCCAAUUUCGAAGAAUUCCUGACAAAAAUCUUCUCUCAGCUCCACGAAGCUGAUGAUGAAAAGAACACCUUGGAGUGCGCCCUGCAAAACAAAAUGUCUGCCUACGAUGAUGAAAUCCAGUAUCUGUAUGAAGAAAUGGAGCAGCAGAUCAAAACCGAGAAAGAAAAAGUCGUGUUGGAGGGCGCUGAGAGGUUCCAGUCCCGACAGCAGGUACUGGAAGAAAAACUUGUCGAAAAGGAGAAGGAAUUCGAGCAGCUGUCUCAGAAGCAGAAAAUAUUGGACAAACAAUGCAAAGAGCUACGCAAUGUUAAGUAUGACACGACCACGGAAAAUACCAAAUUGAAGGUUACUAACCAAGAGCUUCUCAGUUCGCUGGAGAGAACCUCCGAGGAGUUAAUUAUUGCUCAACAGCAGUUGGAAAUUCUUCAGGAUGAAGCUAAAAAACUGCAGGAAGAAAAGGAAAUUGAGAUUUGCCGGGUGACAGAAAUAUUAGAGAGGGAGAAAUUAGGACUUCUUAAACAAUUGGAUUUUUUGAGGGAAAGGAACAAACAUCUGAGUGAUGAACGUGACGUGUGUCUUCAGCGGAAAUCUGGGUAUGAGGCCUCUGUCAGUCGGAAACAAAGGUCUGGCUCUAUUAUUGGCAAAUAUAUUGAGAGAAGAAGUUCACUGAAGAGUGAGCCUUCCGAAGAUGAGACAUUUAGCGCAUCCCACAUAAGAAGUGCCCUUAGUAUGAAUGUGGAUCUUUCAUUAGAUUCUGAGCCCCCUAAGCCUGGCGGGCUGACCCAGAAGAAGCACUUCAGAAGGCUAAUAUCCAUUGAAGAAGACCAUCUACCGCAUCUUCUGAACAGGACAGAGAGGCAACUAAUACGGUGGUCUGAAGAAGAUGAAGAUAAACGAGGACCAGAUAUGAACGGAGUCCAACGGCAGCCACAGGUUGAACCGUCUCAAGCCUCACCUAGGGAAGAGCCCGUAGGAAAAGAAACCCUGACAAAUGAUGAAGAGUUCCGCAUGGCUCCGGAUCGUAUAUUCAAGAUAGUUCUGGUGGGGAAUUCAGCUGUGGGGAAAACAUCCUUUUUAAAGCAAUUCUGCGAAGAACGGUUUUUUCCAGGCACGGCUGCUACCGUCGGUGUGGAUUAUUCUAUGAAAACUGUGAACUUGGAUGGCAGCCAGGUGGUGCUGCAACUCUGGGACACCGCUGGGCAAGAAAGGUAUCGCAGCAUCACGAAGCAGUUCUUCCGGAAAGUCGAUGGGGUUGUUGUGAUGUAUGACGUAACAGCACAAGACACCUUUGUGGCUGUGAAGCAGUGGUUGGUGAGCAUAGAGGAGGCAGCUGGAGAGAACAUCCCCGUCCUUUUGCUCGGCAAUAAAGUCGAUAAGGAAAAAGAACGAGAGGUUCCUAAGCGAUUGGGGGAACAUCUAGCCAAGGAUUACAGUAUAAUUUUUUACGAAUGCAGUGCCUUGACGGGGGAGAACACCAAAGCAUCUGUAUUGCACUUGGCCAGGAUUUUAAAAGAGCAGGAAGACAACGUGAAAGAGAAAACUAUUCAGCUGCAGCAACAGCCUAAAAAAACAACUUGCUGUUCCAGGCAAUAAAGCAGACGUAGAACUCCCUUUAAUAAAUAAACACACAACCAUUUCCCUCUUCCCUACACUACAGAGUCCUGGAUUAUAUCGUCAGGCAUUGUUUAUGGCUUUUACAGGACCGGAAGACAUUUUGCCUCAUAGUUCGAUUGAAAUUUUAGAAUGGAGUACAGAAUGUCAGAGCUGGAAGGGACCGUGGAGGUCUUCUAGUCCAACCCGCUUGCUCAAGACAGGAGACCUUAUUUCCAUUCCGGAUAAAUGACUGUUCAGUCCCUUCUUAAAAAUCUGCAGUGACGGAGCACCCACAACUUCUGGAGGCAAGCUGUUCCACGGGUCAAUUGUUCUGUCAGGAAAUUUCUCCUUAGUUCCAGGUUGCUUCUCUCCUUGAUUACGGUAGUGGCCAAAAUUGUGGAAAUCUUUUGGGAAAAGUGUUUUUCCCAAGAGCCGAGGUGGCGCAGUGGUUAGGGUGCAGUACUGCAGCAACUUCAGCUGACUGCUAGUUCAGCAGAUCAGCGGAUCAAAUCUCACCGGCUCAAGGUUGACUCAGCCUUCCAUCCUUCCGAGGUGGGUAAAAUGAGGACCCAGAUUGUUGGGGGCAAUGUGCUAUUUAGUAUACUGUCUUUGGUGUAAGCCGCCCAGAGUCCUAGGAGAGUGGGUGGCAUAGAAAUAUUAAUAAUAAUAAUAAUAAUAAUAAUAAUAAUAAUAAUAAUAAUAAUAAUAAUAAUAAUAAUAAUGUAUUUUCUAAAACUAGCUAAUAACACCACUUUUUUGGGGGAGUAGUACCAUAAAAUUAUAUAUCAACGGAAAGAUCAUUUAAUCAAGGAUGUAAUGCAAUAACUUUUAUGAAGGAUUUGCUGUUAGAAUGGCAGUUACAGUGUAAAGAAGAACACAUAGAAAAAAUGAGAUACACAAAAAUUAUCACCAUAGAAAAAAUGAGAUAUACAAAAAUGAUCGCCAUGUCAGUUCAUACUUAGUUGGGUAACCUUUAGCAUGAAUUACGGCCUUACAUCGUCUUCCCAUGGAUGGAACCAAGUCUUUUAAUUCUGUUAUAAUGUGAAACCAAGAUUGAAUGAUGGCUUCUAUUAACUGGGUUUUAUUGCUGGGUCGCUUUUGACUAACAAGUUUCUUUAGUUGGUUUCAUAGAUUUUCAAUUAGGUUAAGGUCUGGGCUAUUCCCAGGCCAUUCCUGAUUAUCUUGAAACUUCCAAAAAAAGUGGUGUUAUUAGCCAUCAAACCUCAAAAAUACACUUUUCCCAAAAGGUUCCCACAAUUUUGGUCACUGCUGUAGUUUCCAUUCAUUGCUUCUUGUCCUGUCCUCAGGUGCUUUGGAGAAUAGGUUUACCUGCAUCUUCUUUGCGACAGCUCCUCAAAUAUUGGAAGGCUGCUAUCAUGUCACCCCAAUCUUCCGUUUCAUUAGAUUAGACAUAUAUCCAGUUCCUGCAACCGUUCUUCAUAUGUUUUAGCCUCCAGUCCCCUGAUCAUCUUUGUUGCUCUUCUCUGUGUUGCAAAAUCUUGGGAUGCAAAUAUGGAAGAUGAUUGCUAAUCAAUUGUACUAAGAACAAUUGCUUCAAGAGAAGGAAGGAUCGGGAAUGUGUGGGCUGCAGCCUGGCUUCCCUUCCCUUCGCAUUGACCUGGAUUCAUACAUUUACAAUGUAAUGUUAUGGUAAACUCACCUGCCACCAAACUAUGUAAUUAACUGUGACUUGAAAAGCAGAGAUGCUUCAACCAGGAAUAUAUCAUCUCUUUUCCCAUCAUAAAUAUUUAGGAAGAAAGGGAAAUACGUGAGGACAUCCAGAUUUCACUGGCCUUUUUAACCUGCAGGACUGUAAGAGAACAGAAUAAGAGAGUUGGAAGGGACCUUGGAAGUCGUCUUGUCCAACUCCCUGCUCAAGCAGGAGACCCUAUACCAGUGAUGGCUAACCUUUUUGCCGUCGUGUGCCGGCACCCAUAAUGCAAGGCACGCGUGACAUCCCCCUCAUGCUCCCCUGCGCAUGUGCACACGCCCCUCCCCCGCUCCAUUUUGGGCCUAGUAGGCCUCCCUAUACCCUCCUGGGACCAAAAACAGGCUGUGGGGGGGGGGGCGCACCGCAUCCCCCCGUGCCCCAUUUUGGGCUUAGUAAGCCUCCCUACAGCCUCCUGGGACCAAAAAUGGGCUGGGGGGGGCGCACCACAUCCCCCGUGCCCCAUUUUGGGCCUAGCAGGCCUCCCUGCAGCCUCCUGGGACCAAAAAUGGGCUGGGGGGGGGGCGCACCGCAUCCUCUGUGCCCCAUUUUGGGCCUAGUAGGCCUCCCUACAGCCUCCUGAGACCAAAAAUGUGACCCUGCCCCCGUGCAUGUGCAUGUGAGCCCCCCCGCGCAUGAACACGCAUCUCCCACAUGCACUCUGCACCCGCUCAUACGCGGCAGACCUGAAAAUCAGCUGGCUGGUGGGAGGAGCGCGCGCAUGUGCGCUGAAAUUGAGCUGGUCGACGGCUUGUGUGCCCGCAGAGAGGGCUCCACGUGCAAGCUGUGGCACGCGUGCCGUAGGUUCGCCAUUACCGCCCUAUACCAUUUCAGGCAAAUGGUUGUCCAAUCUCUCCUUAAAAACCUGCAGAAAUUUCUCCUUACUUCUAAGUUGCUUCUCUCCUUGGUUAGUUUCCAUCCGUUGCUUCUUGUCCUGCCUUCAGGUGCUUUGGAGAAUAGGUUGACCUCGUUCCUUGUGGUAGCCCCUCAAAUAUUGGAACACUGCUAUCAUGUCAUCCCUAGUCCCUCUUUUAAACUAGACAUACCCAAUUCCUGCAAUCGUUUUAGCCUCCAGCCCCCUAAACAUUCGUGUUGCUUUUUUCUGGACUCUUUCCAGAGUCUCAGCAUCCUUUUUUCAUCAUUCUGACCAAAAGUGGAUGCAGUAUUCCAAGUAUGGCUUUACCAAGGCAUUAUAAAGCGGUACUAACACUUCACGUGAUCUUCGUUCCAUCCCUCUGUUAAUGCAGCCUAGGACUGUGUUGGCUUUUCUGGCAGCUGCCGCUCACUGCUGGCUCAUAUUUAAGCGCUUUGCUAAGUGAGACCUGGAUUGUGUCCACUUCUGAGCUCAGCUCUUUAAACAUAGACCCCAAAAGACCGGAUCAGGUUCAGAAGUGGCUCGUCGGGAUUACAAAACCUGCAAUCCGAGCCGAAUAAUGAACAAUUACCCAUGUUUGGCUUGCAAAGGAGAAGAGUGAAAUGAGAUACGGUCGUAGUCUACAAAAGGAGUUAUAAGUACAGGCUGCUGCAUGCAAAAGAGGCAGAUAUAUAUUCCCAGUUGAAAUGGCGAGCAGGGCGAGAAGAACUGGUUGACAGAUUCAGGAGGAUUUGGGAGAUGAGACAUACUGGAACCCUCUGCCUCUAGAACAGGGGUCGGCAAUCUUAAACAUUCAAAGAGCCACAAAGGUCCUAACCGGAAGCCCCCCGUUCAAUUCUGGAGACGACCGGAAGUCCGGUUCCCCUACCAUAGUGUCUCCUCCUAGCGUGGCGUUCUUUUUUCUCUGCCGACCGGAAGUCUGGUUCCCCCACCAUAGCGUGGCGUCCUUUCUCCUAACCAAAAGCCCUAUCAAUUGUGGAGCCGACUGGCGAUAAGGAGCCACAGCAGAGGGAUAAAAGAGCCACAUAUGGCUCCGGAGCCACGGGUUGCCGACCCCUGCUCUAGAAGACCAGAGGCUCAGCUUGCUGGAUGGCCCGAGGGCCACUGUCAGAUAAUUUAGUGGAUUCUUACCCUGAGCAGAAAGAAUUACCAAAUGUCCACUAGAUCUUUUAUUCAAACCUACCCGUUUGAUGACUAAAUCAACAAGGCUGUUUCAUUGGGUUCACAUCUGGCGCCAAACUGAAACAGAUACCUUCUCUAAGUGGACACAUGGAUAAAUGAAGUAUAGUUGAACCAUUCCUUACGGAUCAAGGGAGUUUCUUCAGGAAUCCUUCUUUAGGAAAGUUAAGCAUUAUCCCCUCAUGUAACAAAGAACAGGUUCUUAAUCUGGAUCAACUAGAUUCAAAAGCCACCUAGACAGGAAUCAAGGCAGGUAGUUGUUGUCCAUAUGCCGAGGCUGCAGUGACUGAAAACGAUCCUUCAAAAUCAGAGAUGCCACUUCGUGCGAACCCAUCUGUGUGCGAACUCAACAUCCAGGUCAGCAAAAUGAAGAUUCUCAGUCAUCCAGAGAGAAUUUUUCUGAAGGUUGCAUUUUUUUUAAAAAAAUGAGGCCAGUUGCAAUGAUUCAGAGAACUUCAGACAACCCUCAUCCAGGUCAGCAGGGAGAUUAAAUAAAUUUAAUCUGAAAACGCAAGCGGAUUAUUACCCCAAGUUAGCAGUUACGAUGUUAACAACUCCAGAUCCAGCUAGAAAAACCAAACUAACUGGAAAGUGAUUUGUGGAUGGUGGAUGUACAGAGUAACACUUUCAUGCCAUCAGGAUAAUGACUGUAUGAUUUGGGCUUCAAGGGAUAGUUAGAUGAUGCUGAUUGGUGCAAUUGAUUGUUCUUGUAAUUUUUAAAAAUAUAUAUAUUUAUGAUUUUAUACGAGCUACCUGGAAUGUGUCAAAUCAGGCAGGACAUAACUUAUGUAAAUAAAUAAAAAUAAAUGAAUGCUCUGA